Molecule: messenger RNA, 2862 nt
Organism: Radiomyces spectabilis
Lineage: Eukaryota; Fungi; Mucoromycota; Mucoromycetes; Mucorales; Radiomycetaceae
Exons: 1
Coding region: 212-2725 (837 amino acids)
Molecular function (GO): protein binding
Source: RefSeq, a predicted model, not a curated record
GUUUCAUGAACAUAUUGUUGUGGUGCUACAAAGAUUGUUGGAAAAAAAAAAAGACUGCAUAGUGGCGGGUGCUUACUGAGUGAUAUCUGACUUUCAAGUGCAGGCUUCUGGCAUUCUCCAUUGACAAAUCCGUUGAGCGGUGGGUGGCUUAUCGGUGGAUCGGUACAAAAACGUUCGAAGGGUGACUAAUCGAUCGCUUUCAUCACGAACCAUGUCCGCCUUGGAGGAAUCCGUACAGAAAGCCUACGUUACAGCGGAACGUUCCGUCAUCCUCAAUGUUGCGUUGGAUGCUGAGGUCGCCGAGCAACUGCCUGCUGUGGUUGUGGAAACCGUAAACGAUCUGUUGAAAGGAAGAUAUGCCGCUGUCAUCCGACGUAGUCCCGUCUUUAUCGAUGCCACGGGCGAUGCCACGGAUAUGGUGGACUGGAUCAACCAACGCCUUGCUACCUUGGACCAGGAUGCCGCCACCGAUUUUCUUGUGCUUGCAACGGGUAUUGCUUGCUUGAAUGCGUUUGUACAAGUCAACUGGACCGGUCCCAUGCUUGAUCUGACCUUGGCUCAACUGUUUACCGCCGACAAACCAGCACAAACCGACCUCCAAAAAAAGAUGCAUGCUACUUGUUUGCAGACACUUUCGGUCGACAGUGCUGAAGUGUAUCAUUUGACAGGCGAACUGGGUUUCCUCGCUGCAGCUCGUACUCUGUUGUUGUCCGAACCGCUUCGAAAGCAAACUCAUACCGCCUCCUUCUGGGCAGCUCGUGCCGUGUUUAUUCAGCAGCAACUCCUCGAUGAUCCGACCGGUACGCUUCAAGAAUUGCUUGUCAGUUUGGCCGCGGAAACGAAACAAAGGUUGGACCUUGCCAACGAUGCAUCGAGCGAUGACACGGUUCAAGCCGCUCUGCGUGUACGCUACGAAUUGGAAAAGGCACUUGUGUUUAGUUACUUUGGUCAGGAUAAGGAAGCAUUUGAGAAGAUGAAGGAUGCGCAGGCCGCGUCCGGAUUUGAAUGGUCCCUCACCGGUGCGCUUGGUCGACGCACCAAGUUCCAGCAAUUCGAUGUAUCCCAGCUCGUGGUACUUGCCGAAAGCAAGAAAUCCGACAAAAAACAAGACGCCAAUGCCAAGUCUGACGACGACGAUAACGACGAUCCUCGACCGGAAACCCUGGAUCUUAACGACGAUACAUUGCUCGAAAAGAUUUCGUUUACCCAAACCGACGAGAACGAUCAAAACAAGGAAAGGCGGGUGGGCAACUUGAGUGUGAUUGAUCAAUGUUUAUUGCUCGCGUUUUGUCUUAACGUCAAAAACACCAAUCCCGAUCACGGCAUCACCACGGAAGAAAUGAAGCCUUAUGUCGCGCGUGUGUUGGAAAACUGCAACAACUGGAUGGUGCACACCAUGGCCUUGUUGCUGCGCACCCGUUUGGAAGCUCACAAAUCACGAACCGUCGAAAGAUCCGCGUUACAGUUGCAAGCGUUGGUCGAUCAAGUCAAGGUCGAGGAUUCCGGCGUUGAAGAACGUCUUGCCUAUUUCUACGAUCUGUUACUGCCAAGCAAAUGGGAAAUGGAGCGUGAGUUGGCAGGACGUUUCAUGUCAUUGGGUGUCGUGCGUUCCGCUCUGGAGAUAUUCGAACGACUGGAAAUGUGGGAAGAUGUCGUGUCCUGUUACCAAAUGCUCGAACAACCUGAAAAGGCCAAGCAAGUGCUUCAACGUCUCAUGGAACAAGAUCCCAACUCGCCCAAGUUGUGGUGUAUUCUCGGUGACGUCGAAAAGAAUCCCGAUCAUUGGCGCAAGGCUUGGGAGAUUUCCAAUCAUCGUUUCGCUCGUGCCAUGCGUAGCUUGGGUUCUUAUCUGUACAGGCAGAACGAUAUGCAGGGAUGUAUCGAGUGUUAUCAAAAGGCCUUGGAGAUCAAUCCGCUCUUUGAAGGAUCUUGGUACGUGCUUGGUUGUGCGGCUAUUCAAGCCGAAGAAUGGGAGAUUGGUGCGCGCGCUUUCCGACGUGUGGUUUCUCUCGACAACGAACAAGCUGAAGGGUGGAACAACUUGGCCAGUAUCUACGUACAAAUGGACCGCAAGCCGGACGCUUUCCUCGCCCUUCAGCAAGCGACCAAGUUAAAAUUCGACAACUGGAAAAUGUGGCAAAAUCUCAUGAUCAUCGCGGUUGAUGUCGGUCAAUUUCCCGAUGCGAUCUGGGCGAUGCAACGAGUGGUUGAACUGCGAUGGGACAAGGCCCGUGAGAGAGCCGUCGAUAUUCAGGUGUUGCAAGUGAUUGUGGAGAAUGUCAUCCAAAACUGGGAAGAUCCUCAUCAACGCGAAGGUCGUCGAUUGUCGGGACAAGUGCAACGCUUGUUGGAAGAAGUCAUCUUGAGUCGUAUUACCAACUCCCCGGAUAUCUGGCGUAUUUGCAGCAAGUUUUACCUGUGGCAACAACGCUAUACAGAUGCCUUGGAAGCUACCGUCAAAGGCUAUCGCGCCGUGAUGCAUGAUCCCCGCAUUGAAACUGAAAUUGGAGUUUUUGAAGAUGUCGCAACGGUGGCUUUGGAAACCGUCGAUAUGUACGAGACUUUGGGCGACAAAGAGCAAGACGGCGCGCCUGUCUGCAGUGAUUGGCGCUAUCAAUCAAGACAAAUUAUCAAGGGACUUUUGGGUAAAGUGCGCGACAUUUUCGAAGAUACCGAGCCUUACGAUCGCUUGAAGGAACGAUUGGAAGAUCUCAAACGAUCAUAAACAACUAUAUUACUUGCAAUCAUCACCACCAAAAAAAAAAAAAGAACUAGCAUCUAUAGACUCCUUCUCAUCAUUUAAAGAUCGUUUUUUUUAAUGUACAAAGUUGAAUAAAAAAUUAGCAAAAUCUGAAUUCCAAC